AAGCCAGUUUCCAAGACCUGCCUCUUCGUACCCGCGUGGAGAUUCUGCACCGCCUCUGUGAUUACCGGCUAGAUGCAGAUGAUGUCUUCGAUCUACUCAAGGGUCUGGAUGCAGACAGUCUCCGUGUAGAACCUCUAGGGGAAGACAAUUCAGGGGCCCUCUACUGGUAUUUCUACGGAACACGAAUGUAUAAAGAGGAUCCGGUACAAGGGAGGUCUAAUGGGGAACUCUCCUUGAGCAGGGAAAAUGAAAAACAAAAAAAUGUCUCAAGUGUUCCUGGAAAAACAGGAAAAAGAAGAGGAAGGCCCCCAAAACGGAAGAAACUACAAGAGGAGAUAAUAGUGAGUGAAAAGCAAGAAGAAAACUCCUUAGCCUCUGAGACACAGACAAGAAAUGGGUCCCACAGACCUGGUCAAGGCUCAUGGUGGCUUCUGUGCCAGACAGAAGAGGAGUGGAGACAGGUCACCGAGAGUUUCCGAGAGCGGUCCUCCCUCCGAGAGCGGCAGCUCUACAAGCUCCUCAGUGAGGACUUUCUGCCUGAGAUCUGCAACAUGAUCGCCCAGAAGGGAAAACGUCCACAGCGCACAAAGGCAGAGUUGCAACCUAGGUGGAUGUCAGACCACCUGUCCAUGGACUCCAUCAGACCAGAGGGGACUCCUGUACUUGCCAGGAUAGAGAAACAGAAGCGCAAGGAGGAGGAAGAAGAGCGUCAGAUUCUUCUCGCUGUGCAGAAGAAGGAGCAGGAGCAGAUGUUAAAGGAGGAGAGGAAGCGGGAAUUAGAGGAAAAAGUCAAGGCAGUGGAAGAUCGUGCCAAGAGGAGAAAGCUCAGGGAGGAACGGGCAUGGCUGCUGGCUCAAGGCAAGGAGCUUCCCCCCGAACUGUCCCAUCUGGACCCCAGCUCUCCCGUGAGGGAGGAGAAGAAGCCUAAGGACCUCUUUGAGUUAGAUGACGACUUCACUGCCAUGUACAAAGUUCUAGAUGUGGUUAAGGCCCACAAGGAUUCCUGGCCCUUCCUGGAACCUGUAGAUGAAUCCUAUGCCCCUAACUAUUACCAGAUUAUUAAGAUCCCCAUGGAUAUUUCAAGUAUGGAGAAGAAAUUGAAUGGAGGUAUAUACUGUACCAAGGAAGAAUUUAUAAGUGAUAUGAAGACAAUGUUCAAGAAUUGUCGAAAAUAUAAUGGGGAAAAUAGUGAGUAUACCAAGAUGUCUGAUAAUUUAGAGAGGUGUUUCCAUCGAGCAAUGAUGAAACAUUUUCCUAGUGAAGACGGAGACACCGAUGAGGAAUUUUGGAUCCGAGAGGAUGAGAAACGAGAGAAAAGACGAAGUCGUGCUGGACGGAGUAGUGGUGGCCACGUUUGGACACGCUCAAGGGACUCCGAGGGGCCCGGCAGGAGGCAGCCGCCGGUGGAGAAUGGAGGAAAGUCGCUGCCACCGGCUCGCCGCAGCGUCUCCUCUGGGGACAAUCAGAGCAGCAGUUCUGCACAGCCUCCUCGAGAGGUGGGGACUUCCAAUGGCCAGGGCUUUCCCCGCCCCUUGCAUUGCGGUGGACUGCCCAGCCAGGAGCCCCUUUUCAACCAGACGCCUCCAGUUGGAGGAAACAGCAGCCACCGGGGCCCUCGGCUUAGAGCUCCUGAGGAGACGCACGUGUGUGGUGGGCUGACACACCUUUCCCACGCAGGGCCCCAGCCCCACUCCUUGCCGCUCGGGCAGAUGAGUUGCCCCGGUCAGGACGUGUAUAGCCCAGGCCCGUUCCAAGCAGGAUUCGUUCCUCCCAGGCACGGUGGAGCUCCUCCAGCGCGACACCCAGACUUCCCCGAAAGCUCCGAAUUUCCUCCAAGCCACAUGUUUCGAUCCUACAAAUACCUGAAUCGAGUGCGCUCAGCUGUCUGGAAUGGAAACCACGGUGCUACAAACCCAGGACCUCUGGGGCCAGAUGAGAGGCCCCACAUGGGGCUCGGGCCCCCUCACCAGCCACACACCCUUGGCCACGUGAUGGAUGUCCGGGGGAUGAGACCGUCUGUUGCCCCAAACCAGUGGACUAAACAAUCAAACUUCCUACCUCAUGGAGUUCCUUCCUCAGGGUACAUGCGACCCCACUGUGAGUCUGCAGGACGCCGGUCACAGCCACCUGCGGCCUCCACGCCCAGCCCUCUGUUCGGGGGGCCUUCCCAAGCCCUCCGAGGGGUGCCAGGCGGGGACUCCAUGAUGGACAGCCCCGAGAUGCUCGCCAUGCAGCAGCUCUCCUCUCGCGUCUGUGCCCCAGGUGUGCCUUACCACCCCCACCCGAAUCCCCCGUCCCCGCUACCCAGCCCUUUCCCACAGGCAGCUCAGUCAGCAGCAGUGAGUGUGUCAGUCCCCAAGCCCGCCUUGGUCAACCCUGAGAGGACACAGGAUGUCAGUGAAACACAAGAAUCUGAGAAGGAUGGAGAGUCCUUGCCCGGGCUUGAAGAGAAAUCAGUAGGCAUUAGUGCUUCAGAGAGGGUCUACCUCAAACAGCUACCUCAGGCUACACCUCCCCUGCAAGCUGACUGCACCAAGCAGAGCCCGGUGCAAGAGAGAGAAUCGGAGGGCCCACAGCUCAAAGGCGACUCCUCAGAAGCUGACAACACCUGCAAAACAGCAAAGGGCAAGAACGCCUGGCCUGUGGAUAACAGCUACUGUAGCCCAGCUGCCCAGGGCUGUGUGAGAGACCUCUCUGUGGUGUCAGACAGAGGGGCUCUACCUGAAAACGGGGCCACUGGUGAGGCUUCCCCUUGCGGCUCAGACGGAAGAGGCCUCGGUGGCACUGGUUCAGAAAAGCCCCUGUGCCCCAGAGGCAAAACAGCACAGGAGACCUUACCGUGCACAGGGCAGAGCACAGUAACACCAUCCUGUGCAGACUCCGGUUUAAUGCCAGGCUCUGUGAGCCAGUUUUCCCCCUUGUACAUGCCUGGCCUAGAAUAUGCGAAUCCAGCUCCUCAUUAUCACGUCGGCCCAGGCCUGCAGGGUUUGGGCCCUGUGAUGGGGGGGAAGCCUUCGGUGUCACAUCCUCAGCCUUUCCCCCCCAGAGCCUUUCAGUCCGCCAGCCCCCAUCCUGGCGUCUUUCCCAGGUUCCGCCCCCACCAGGGAAUGAGGUAUUCCUACCAGCCACCACCUCAGCCUUCCUAUCAUCACUACCAGCGAACUCCUUACUACACAUGUCCACAGGGCUUUUCUGACUGGCAGAGACCACUCCAUCCCCAGGGAAGCCCAAACGGACCCUCAGCAAGUCACCCUCUGCCCCCACGGCAGAGUGCUAUGGCCGAUCUGCAGGGCUGUGAGACGCUGAAUACUGCCUUAUCUUCUCCAACUCAGAUAGAUGCUGUGGCUGCUAAAGUUGUCCCAGCCGAUGGGCCAAAUUCUGGUCCUGAGGAAGAAAAGCUAGAUGAGUCUAUGGAGAGGCCUGAAAGUCCCAAAGAAUUUUUAGAUCUAGACAACCACAAUGCAGCUACCAAGCGACAGAGUGCGCUCUCAUCCAGUGACUAUCUCUAUGGAGCUGCCCCACCCCUGAGCUCGGGGAUGGGUUUUGGUGCCCCUGUCUUCCCCCCUCACGGUAUGAUGCUACAAACUGGGCCUCCGUACACGCCUCCGCGGUCAGCCAGUCAUUUCCAGUCCAGGGUGUACUCCUCCCCUGCAGCCGCGCAUCCACCUCGCCAUGCAGCGGCUGCCCAGCCCAACGGCCUCUCCCAGGAGGGCCCUCUGUAUCCCUGUCAGGACGAGGGCCGGGGCCACUUCCAGGCCGUGAUGAUGGAGCAGAUGGGCGCAGGAAGCGGGCUGAGGGGGUCUUUCCAAGAGGUGUACAGACCGUCCGGCAUGUACAUGCCUCCGGUCCCCUCACAGUCCUCAUUCUCAAAGACGCCAGCACCAGCAGCAUCACCAGAACAGUUGUCAUCGCAUAAGCCCCCAUCGCUUCCGCUGGGUCAAAGCUAGUCCAAGGAGGAUAUAGCCCCCGAUGAAACAGAAAGCUGUGCAUGAAGACUGAGCGUGGAGGAUUUGGGGAGUGACCCUCGCCCGCCCGCCUCUGUUCCACCGCCCUGCUUUUAGCAGCUGGAGCCUUCGACAGGCCCUCUAGAUGACUGGCUUGCAGCGGUCCCGGGUUGCCACAUCAGCCCGAGUUGCUGCUGACUUCUCCAAGUCCUGAGACUCGGUCAGGGAAACACGAUUUAAACUUGAGCAGGGAUCUUGGAGUGGUGCUUUUAAAAUUUAUGAACAGCUCAACUCAGGAAUAUAUUUUGGGAAGGGACUACUUGUAGUAUUAAUGUUUUUGGAGCUGGGUCCAGUUUACAGAAUUUUCAUGUUGCCUUUUAAAAUAUUUUUUGUUGGUGGUGAAUGUAUUGUACAUAAAGUGGGAAGGAUGGGUGGGCAUGUGAAGGAGACAGGAGUCCCGAUCGUAGUGGGCACACAGCGCUGCCGUGGUCUCUCUGUCUGUUUACAAUCACGUCACACACGAAAUGCUUCCGGGAGCUUGGGGAGAGGGCGGGGGAAGUUUCAUCUUGUUACACAUCACAGCCUCUGUUUCCUUAGUGACCGGCCUGUCCAGCCUUGGACAGAGAAAGCUCUCCCUUGAGUCCAGUGUACCGUCUGUUUAUUCCUCAUCAGAGGUAGUGCUCUCUUGUGACCAUUGGGACCUUCAGCCCCAAAGGCAGGUGCUGGCGCUCAGAUGACCUAAGUCCUGGACUUGUGAAAGUGGUAUUCCAUCCUGAUUUUUCAGAUACUGUGAACUGGUGUCAGGAAUUGGACUGACUGCAGUGUUUCACUUACGAGAGGCCUCUCGGGGGUGCUGUAGAAGGGGUCACGCAGAGCUUUCUAGCACAAACCACAUUUGGUGAACAUGACUACUCAGGUUUGUAUGUGUUAGUCUCAGUAAAGAAAUUGCACAGGUUUGAAUAAAAAAAAGUGUAUCCUAUAGAUAUACAGUUUGAACUGAAGAAUAUUUCAGUAUAUAGUUUUUAUUCAGUUAAGUGAAUCAUAGUAUAAUCAGCUAUGGUGAUUUAAAUUAGCUGUCAAAUAUAAAUUAUUAGAAAGCAUUUUGUCGUAUCUGAUAGGAAACAAUUUUUCAGUAUUAAAUUGUUUAUUAUGGAUUUACAAGUUAAUUACACUGGAUCCUCCCUGUUUAGCAUUCUGUGUUUUAUUUUAGCUAAGAUGCCACCCAAGUUUGGGCCCAUCUUUAAACUUUUAAAUAUCCCAGAAGGAGAGACGGGAAAUAGCCUGAAAUUCCAGUUUAGUAAGGAAUAGCAUUUUUUUGGAAGCAUGCUUUUGGGGUUAGUAGAAGUCUUCAUAAAACGUGCAUCUUUAGUUUCUUACCAACUUAGCUGUGGGCAGGAUUGGUAGAACCCUUCCCUCCAGUUCCAGUUUCCUCAGUAAAUGGGGAACUGAUAAGCUAGGUGUGGUGGUUCGUGUCUAAUCCCAGCAAGUGAGAGGCUGA
Molecule: messenger RNA, 5442 nt
Organism: Dipodomys ordii (Ord's kangaroo rat)
Lineage: Eukaryota; Metazoa; Chordata; Mammalia; Rodentia; Heteromyidae
Gene: Cecr2
Product: cat eye syndrome chromosome region, candidate 2
Exons: 16
Coding region: 186-3947 (1253 amino acids)
Biological process (GO): chromatin remodeling
Cellular component (GO): CERF complex
Molecular function (GO): protein binding
Source: RefSeq, a predicted model, not a curated record